Tetrahymena thermophila SB210 is the source of this 2478-nucleotide messenger RNA. RefSeq lists its product as hypothetical. NCBI's taxonomy places the organism in Eukaryota, Ciliophora, Oligohymenophorea, Hymenostomatida, Tetrahymenidae. The record is from RefSeq and is a predicted model, not a curated record. The transcript has 3 exons.
AUGUACUCAAUGACUCAUAUGACAAAGCGGUUAUUUAAUAGUUGUCUUAAGAAAAUCUAUAAAGAAGACAAAUAAAUUUAAAACAUGGAUAUAAUGUUAAUGAUACCUGAAGCAAUGAUUUUAAUGCCAGACUAUAUUACUGAAGUAUAACAAAAUAAUAAAAAACAAUUAUUUGCAAGUAAUAUCACUACUAUAAUGUUUUAUCCAAUUAACGAAUAACAAGUACCAAUAUUUAAGCUAGAAAAAAUUUUUCAUAAUCCUUAAGUAUCAGCUGUUUAGCUUUAUAAAGAACUAUGCAACGAGGAAGACAUAGGAGUGUGUGAGAUAGAAAUAUCAUGGGAUAAUUUUUAUAUACAAUCAACAAAUACUUUUGUAUACUACAUUGAAAUACUUAAAUUCAAACCAAUCAAAAAAUAUAGCGAGAGAAUUAUAACAGUAAAUUAAUUUCGCUCAAAACUACAGAAUAUCUAUAAUAUAGAACUAUCGAAUCUAGAAGAUGUCUGUGGUUUUCAACUAACAAAAUCAAUUAAGCAAAAAACUAGUAUAAGAUAGUCAAUAGUUUAAUCUAAAGUUAGGUUAUCUUCACUGAGCAAUUAAAAUAUAUAAAACAAUCCUAAUAGUUAAUUGUCAGAUUUGAAGCUUAAUGAACACUCUUCACAGAAUGCAAUUAAUUAAAAUUAAGUUACUUCUAUUUUGUAGAAUAACUUAGAAGAUACAAAUGCUAAUAAUCCUAAUUCAAAAAAUUACAUUGAAAAUACAAAUAAAUACUUUCAAGAAAAAAAUAAAACAAAUGAGGUUAAUCCUUCUGAUUAGCUGUAGUAAAUUGCAUAAAAUAUGUUUUUUUCUGAAGAACAACAAUAAAAUCAAUAAUUGAAUGAUUUUCUUAAGAAGCAAUCUACUGAAGAAUUUGGAUAAAAAGAAAUAAAUUUAGAUUAAAACAUCAUCUAAGAUUCUAAAAAUCCAAUUUAGGAGGAUUUAAAAAAUGUAAAAGAGUUUAGCUUUAUGAAUGUUUCAGCUACAAAAUUGUCCAGAUCUUUUGAAUUAAAGCAGGAAACAUUUUCUUUUUAAAAUUUUUAAAAAUAAAAAACUGGUGACUCUUAGUUUGAAAAAAAAAAGAGUCUACAACAUUAAGAAUAAAAUGGAAGUGAAAAAACACAAAAUAACCAUUAUGAUACCUUAAGUGAGAGUGAUAAGUAGUCUAUGACUUCAUAAAGAAACCCUUAGAAAAGCUAAUUAAAUUUGAUGAUUUACUCUUCCUCCAAUAGAAAAAUAGAGGAAUAGGAAUUCAAAUCUAAAAAAAACUAAGAUUCAUUUCAAUUAUAAAAUAUAAGGAAAAUAAGCCUUUAAGCUACUAUUGAAUAAAGUGAAAAACUUUAAAAAUAAUUAGAAGAUUUUAAUGAGAUGCCACAUCAUGAAUAAGACAUUUAACUUUAUAAGUAUGGACAUAACGAUGAAUUAUAUAAAAUUGAAGAGGAUUUUAAUGAUUAUUUUACAGAUGUUAAUACACAGACGAAUAAGUUUUCCCAAAAAUCCAAAAGUUAAAAAAAACCUUCAGAUUUAUAAAUAAAUGAAAUAGGUAAACAGGCUCUAGAUUUAAGUUUAGAAGAAAUGAAAGCCCUGCAAUCAAGUUAUUAUUUUUAGAGCAAUUAACAACCAGAUUAAAGUUAGAUUAAUAAUUUAAAAUCAAAUUUUACUUUAAUAAAUAAUUAAGAGCAAGAAAAUGAAAAAUAGUAAGAUGAAGGUUCUUAUUUGCUUUAAAUUGCAUAAAACUAGCUAGUAGUUUAGAAUUAGAUGCUUGCUCCAUCAAAAAAAAGUGAUUAACUUAUAAGUUAAUAAAAAAAAAUUAUCAGAAAUUCAAUGAGCUAUUUGUAAUAGCUACAUUCUUGCCCAUUUAGUAAUUAUGUUCCUUCAUUAAAUAAUUAGUAUACCGAAUAUCAAAUUUAAGAAAUUAUAAAUUCAAACUCUAAUCAGUACGAAGAUUUAAUCAAGAAAAAAAUAGUUUAAUAAAAGUAUUACAAUUCAAAUCAAUAUUUCAAGUAAUUUAAUAUGCCAAACCCAUAAAGAACCUAAUCUGUAAUAAACUAUCUUGUCCCAGACUAGCAGUAGAGCAUCAUAGAUAACUCCGUAAGUUAAAUCUAAAAUAGCUAAAAGUUUUCAAAUAACGAAAUUGAAGAUGAAGAAGGUUAGCAAACUGAAAUUAUGAGUGAAUAAUUUAUAGAAGAAUUGAUUAAAGAACAUAACAUAGAUAAUACUAGCGCUACUUCUUCUAGAAACGAAAUAAAUUAAAAGAAAAAAAGAAUAAUUAACCUGAUUUAUUCACCUUUCAACUUAACAAGUUUAGAUAUCAUAAAAUUUCUUUCUUUAGCAUUACUUUGUGGUUUGUUUUUAGUAGUUAUUCUGAACUACAUACUUAUCAAAAAUGACAUAAAUAAAUGCAAGGAAGAUACUAUAGAUAUAUGUAAAUAUUUUUUUAUUUGA